Messenger RNA from Culex pipiens pallens (northern house mosquito), 3153 nucleotides. RefSeq lists its product as uncharacterized. The record is from RefSeq and is a predicted model, not a curated record. Gene Ontology annotation, biological process: DNA integration. Bases 1 to 3153 code for a protein of 1050 amino acids. The transcript has a single exon. Lineage: Eukaryota; Metazoa; Arthropoda; Insecta; Diptera; Culicidae. Gene Ontology annotation, molecular function: nucleic acid binding.
AUGUCUGCGGGGUUCAUCGAAGCUCAGAUAGCCGGGUUAAGGUGCGUGUUCCUCAUCGAUUCCGGAGCUCAAGUCAACACGGUCACUGCCGAGAUUUUCACGAAGCUGAUUGGUGACGCCAGGUACAAAGGCGACGUUUACGAGGUACAGACAGGAACCGAUCUUCCGUUGAAAGCUUAUGCUACAUCCGGACAUAUUCAAGUGGUGGCUACCUUCUACGCCCCCCUGUUUGUAUCCGAAGAUAGGCCAAGGCUUUUGGAGAAGUUUUAUGUCGUGAAGGAGAAGCGUUCACUCCUUAGUAGACCGACGGCGUUCCGAUACAGCAUCCUUAUGUUGGGUUUACAAGUGCCACUAAGGUCGAGUUCGUCGCAGAUGAACGAGGACAGCAUUGGAGCAGUCUGUGCCGACAAAACGUUCCCCAAAUUCAACAUGCCACCGGUGAAAAUCUCCUACGACGUCAACCGACCUCCUUGCCGUAAUGUCUUCACCAACAUACCGAUCGCGAUAAAAUCUCUAGUGGAACAACGGCUACAGGACCUGGUCAAGACCGACAUCAUCGAGCGGGUAGAGGACGGCAUGGACACUUCUUUCUGCUCGUCCCUGCUAGUAGUGCCGAAAGGAGUGGAUGACAUCCGGCUCGUCAUCGAUUUGCGUGGACCCAACCGUUACAUCCAUCGAACACCCUUCUUAGCUCCGACACUCGAGACGAUUUUGUCGGACCUGGACGGAGCACAGUGGUUUUCGACGAUCGAUUUAUCCCAAGCUUUUUUCCACAUCGAACUGGAUCAAGCAUCACGACAUCUCACCAACUUCUACACAGAGUUCGGGAUGUUCCGCUACGUGCGACUUCCGUUUGGAUUAACAAACGCGCCGGAUAUCUUCCAGGAGUCCCUGCAACGGAAGGUUCUAGCGGGGUGCAGAGGUUGCAAGAAUUAUUUGGACGAUAUUAUUGUCUACGGAACAACGAAAGCAGAACACGACGACAACCUGAAGGUGGUGCUGGCGUGCCUCAGCAACCAUAACGUGAAACUUAACGACAGCAAAUGUAAAUUUGGCCAACAAUCGGUCAAGUUUCUGGGAUUCACCAUAUCAGCGAAGGGCUGGCUGUUGGAAGACGAAAAGGUUGCCGCAAUUCAGAACUUCCGGCGACCCGAAUCCUGCUCGGAGGUUAAAAGCUUCCUCGGUUUGGUCACCUUCGUCGAUCGGUUCAUUGUUCAUCGCGCUACAAAUUCGGAACAUUUGAGGAAACUCGCUACAAGCGAUCACUUCUACUGGAACGAAGAGCUGGAGACGGAAUUCAGAUUCUUUCAGAACGAGGCGCUGGAAACGAUCAAGCGUUUGGGUUACUACAGCACACUAGACCGCACAGAGCUUUUUGUAGAUGCUUCGCCCAUCGGAGUUGGAGCCGUGUUGGUGCAGUUUAACCCGGAAAACCUACCGAGAAUCAUCGCUUGUGCGUCCAAAGUACUGACGGAGUCCGAGAAACGUUACCCACAGACCCAGAAAGAAGCUUUGGCCGUUGUUUGGGGAGUUGAAAGGUUCACGUUUUACUUAUUGGCUCGAUUCUUCACGAUUCGCACGGACUCCGAAGCAAACCAAUUCAUCUUCAACAGUGAGCACAGACUGGGACGAAGAGCGGUCACCCGGGCCGAGAACUGGGCCCUGCGACUACAGCCGUACUUCUUCAGAAUUGAACGUGUUCCCGGAGAUCUGAAUAUAGCCGAUGCCCUCUCUAGACUGAUCGAUGCCUCACAAUCGGACGAAGCCUUUGACGAAUCGGAGGAUAGUCACUACCUUUUCGCGCUGGAUCCAGGCUGUAUGACAAUUACCUGGAACGAAAUCGAGUACGAAUCCGAGGCAGACGGUGAACUAAACUUGGUUCGAGAAGCCAUCGCCACGCAGCACUGGCCGGCGGAACUCCGGGCGUUUGAACCUCAGCGGAAGAAUCUACACGUCCUGGGCGACUUGGUGUUUCGAAACGAGAAAGUUGUGCUUCCAGGAUCACUCCGUCUCAAGGCACUUCAAUCUGCGCACAGUGGACACGUGGGCGAGGUGGCAACGAAGCGCAUCAUUAGAGAAUACUUCUGGUGGCCUCGCAUGUCCCAGCAGGUCUCCAGAUUUAUUCGGAACUGUGAAACGUGUACUCUGCUGUCCAGACGCAACCCUCCUGUACCAUUGGCUUCAAGAGAUCUACCGGACGGGCCGUGGGAACAUCUACAGAUCGACUUCUUGUACAUCCCUAACGCAGGAACUGGAGAAUUCCUCGUUGUGGUCGAUUUGUACUCGCGCUACAUCUCGGUCGUAGAAAUGAAGUCUAUGGACGCAGACGCUACCAACUCAGCGCUCUGCGAGGUGUUUCAAACAUGGGGUUGGCCAGCCGUACUUCAGAGCGACAACGGUCCGCCUUUUCAGAGCGAAACUUUCGUGUCGUUCUGGUCGAGUAAGGGAGUACAAGUGAGGAAGUCCAUUCCAUACUCCCCGCAGUCCAAUGGAGGGGUAGAGCGGCAAAAUUUAGGGAUCAUCAAGGCUGUAAGUGCGGCUAAAUUGGAUGGAAAAGAUUGGAGGAGUGCCCUGCAGGAAUUUGUUCACCGACAUAACACGCUCAUCCCACUCUCCAGACUUAAUGUGACGCCGUUUGAGCUGAUGACCGGCUGGAAAUACAGAGGGACUUUUCCAUGCCUUUGGAAGUCUUCGUCCGUUUUGGAUCGUCAGGAUGUCAGCGAAAGGGAUGCGGAAUCUAAAUCUCAAGGAAAACAGUAUGCCGACAGGACGCGAGGAGCAAAGGAAUCGGACAUCAACGUGGGCGACUUGGUCCUGCUUGCACAACCUAAGCGAAACAAAACGGACCCCACUUUUUCAGCGGAACGCUACACGGUUGUGGCACGAGAGGGACCCAAGGUCGUAGUGGUCAGUAAGACUGGUGUUCAAUAUGCCAGAAAUGUGCAAGAGGUAAAGAUUGCACCACCGAUCAACGCAGACGCAGACCAACUCACGACUACCGACCCGCAAAUUCUAGACGGCGAAGAUCACGACACUGUUGCAAGCCUACCGGAACACAACUCACCCGCAGGACAAGCCAGGAACUUGCGCCAGAGAUCAACAAUCAAUCGACCCCUUAAGUUUAAGGACUACAUCUGCCACAUCUUCCACUGA